This is a messenger RNA of Arvicola amphibius (Eurasian water vole), 1017 nucleotides long. RefSeq names its product C2 calcium dependent domain containing 4A (gene C2cd4a). The transcript has a single exon. Bases 1 to 1017 code for a protein of 338 amino acids. The record is from RefSeq and is a predicted model, not a curated record. NCBI's taxonomy places the organism in Eukaryota, Metazoa, Chordata, Mammalia, Rodentia, Cricetidae.
AUGUGGUGUCUGGAACGGCUCCUGCGGAACCGAGACGGGUUUCUCCCCGGGCUAGCCCGCCGCACCAAAGCGCGUUCGUCCACUGCAUGCGUGAACGUGCUCACUCCUGACCGCAUCCCAGAGUUCUGCAUCCCACCGAGGCUGGAACCUAGCACAGCCUGGGCUGCGCUGCGUGAUGCCUGGGCUGCAGACGCGGAGAGGGACGACCACGCUGGUAGCACCGACUGGGACCCGCGCUCCCAGGCCGCCCUCUCGCUGUCACACCUGCCCCGCGCACGCACCGCCUAUGGCUUCUGCGCGCUGCUCGAGAGCCCGCACACGCGCCGAAAGGAGUCGCUCUUCCUCGGCCACCCAGGCGUUCCCCGGCCCGGACUUCGCCACCGCGCGCACACCUACGCAAGUCCGCGCCGAGUCCCAGACACCCCGCACUCCGCGCCGCAUAACCCAGAUGCCGCCCGGGUCCUGCCGCCCUCUCCUGCCCCCCGCAGACGCCGCCUCCUACGCGCGCCCGAUGUACUGCUGAGGCUUGCGCUGCGGGUCCCUCGAGGUCGGACCGGCGCGCCCUCCCCGUCCUCCGGCGACAAGCUCGAACGCGCUGCCUCCUGCGCGCCCCCGGUCCCUGCGAGCCCACGCCCCGAGUGCCUGCAAGCCGAGGCCAGCGUGGCUCUGGGCCGCGGGGAUUGCACGCUGCGCCUGGCCGCCGAGUACUGUCCGCGCAGCGCGUGUCUCCGCCUCCGCCUGCUGCGAGCCGAGGGCCCAGCCGCCGCGCUCGAACCCCGCGCCCUGGGCUGCCGCCUCAGCCUAGUGCUGAGGCCGUCUGGCCAGCAGCGCGCCAGCGUUCUCAGGCGCAGCCGCAAGGCCGCUCUGGACCAGGACUGCUGCUUCGAUGGGCUCUCGGAGGAGCAGCUGCGCCGCCUGGCCGUGCGCAUCAAGGCUGAGAGCAAGGGCCGCGGGCUGGAGCGUGGACGACCGCUGGGCCAGGGCGAGCUGCUGUUGGGCUCGCUACUGCUGCUCUGA